Messenger RNA from Rattus norvegicus (Norway rat), 11061 nucleotides. The record is from RefSeq and is a predicted model, not a curated record. Lineage: Eukaryota; Metazoa; Chordata; Mammalia; Rodentia; Muridae.
GACAGGUUUUUUUUUGUUUGUUUUUUUUUUUAAAGAUUCAUUCAUUCAUUUAUUAUAUAUAAGUACACUGUAGCUGUCUUCAGAUACACCAGAAGAGGGCAUCGGUUCUCUUUACAGAUGGUUGUGAGCCACCAUGUGGUUGCUGGGAAUUGAACUCAUGACCUCUGGAAGAGCAGUUGGGUGCUCUUAACCGCUGAGCUAUCUCCAGCCCAAGACAGGUUUUUUUUUUUUUUUCUUUGUAUAGCCCUGGCUAUCCUGGAACUAGCUCUAAUGACUAGGCUAGCCUCAAACUCAGAGAUCUGUCUACCUCUGCCUCCCAGGUUUUGGGAUUAAAAGGUCUGCACUGCCAGCACUGCUGCUACCUCAGACUCUGCCCUGCAAAUCUGUGAAGAGAUGGCAAAAAAAAAAAAUCCCAGCUUGUAGCCUCAACUUCUACUGUGAGCUUCUGAGCUACAUAACCAACUGCCCACUUGAUGUGCUUCCUUUGACCAGCAUCUCAAAAUGAGUUCCUGGGGCCAACGAGCUGGUUCAGUGGGUAAAGGAGCUUGCUGUCAAGCCUGAUGACUUGAGUUUGGUUCCCUGAAUCCAUGACGUGGAAAGCAAGAAUUGAUUCCCACAUCUGUCUUCUGACCUCUGCCACAAGCUGAGUCUCAUCCCUCUUCAAAAAGUAAAUAAGAAAUAAAAAGAAAAUGACAUCCUUGUCUCGAGUGCAAAUUCCUGGUCCCAGAGGUCCAGUAGGGAGACUUCUAAAACUGUCUUUCUCCUUAUUACCUGUCCUAGCUCAAGCCUCCUAAGAAAGCUCUCCUGCCCCUGCUGCCCAACCUAAUGUGAACCCAUUUCACAGAGGGGCACUGGCCCAGUGCUGGAGGACUGGACAGAGCUGCACUGGUUUUUUGAGGCCUCUGUUGGCCCGACAGGGUCAGACUAGGUCAGACAAGGCUUCUGGACAGGACCCCACUGAAUUCUAGGUAGGAGGAGCAAAGGUGGGGGCGGGGGCAGAGUUGCUCUGUGACAGACAAGUGGCCCUCUGGCACUCUGGCACCAUCUGCUGGGCAGACUACUGGGUGAUGAUGGUUUAGGGCAUUAGCUAGGAUGAAGCUGUGCAGCGACAGUCCCCUGUCUUUGCCUUCUCUGAGCCCUUGGGGGCACCCAUCUGUUCUAGUAGGUUCUCCAUUCUGAGGUGGAGUGGAGCAAAGCACAGGGCAUUCUGUUCUGAUAAGCUUUGGCCUCCUGUGUUGGGAUAGCCACAGCCAGGCCCAAAGCCUAUGUCCUCACUUCUCUGAUGUGUAAUCUGGCACCAUUUAUGUAGCCACACCAUCUUUCCCUGGUGUUACAGAGUUGAGCUCCUGCCUGGCACACUAGUUUACACAGUGCCAUUCCUCAGCUCCUGCCUUGGAGGGAGGCCCACAACCUGGGCCUCUGGUGGUAUAGGGUAUAAAUGUGUGUCAACCAACUCUCUCCUCUGUCACUUAGUUGUGGACACCACUCUUGCCUUGAGUUUCUGACGAAGCAUCCUGAGGUGAGCAAAGGCUCUGCGUGGGAUGGCCCACGGAGAGGCAAGGACAGACUUUUCUGGAGCUUUGUCCAAGGUCAAGGGCCAAGGCUAGACUCUGGGCACUAAGCUGUCCUAGGGACCUUCCCACUGCGCUGCUCCCAACACCUUUUGUUGCUCCUCCAGCUUUGGCAGAGAGUGGUUGGGCAGCCAUGUGAAUGAGCGGCCACUGAAGCUCUAAGGUGACACCGACACGAUGUAAAGCACACAGAAUGUAUUACCACAUUGCUGGGUCCUAAAAACAAUCUUUCAGGGUCUGGAGGAAUGGCCUGGCUGUUCAGAGUACUUCUGAAAGAUCUGGGUUCCACUUCCAGCACCUACAUCGGGAAUUCACAACCCUGGCCUCAAACACCAAUAGCUCUGGUUCCAGGGGAUCCAACACCCUCUUCUGGCCUCGGAGGGCAUUUGCAUGGAUAUGGUGCACAUGCAUGCAUUUAGGUACAUACGCAUAAAUAUAAAACAAAUCAUACAUUAAUAUUUUUUUCUUUUUCUUUUUUUAAAAAUUUAUUCAUUUAUUAUAUAUAAGUACACUGUAGCUGUCUUCAGAUACACCAGAAGAGGGCAUCAGAUCUCUUUACAGAUUAUUGUGAGCCACCAUGUGGUUGCUGGGAAUUGAAUUUUAAUAUUUAUUUUUUAAAAAUUUUCUCUUUCUGCUGGGCAGUGGUGGUGCACACCUUUGAUCCCAGCACUUGCAAGGCAGAGGCAGGUGGAUCUCUGUGAGUUAAGGCCAGUCUUGUCUGCAGAGUGAGUUCCAGGACAGAGCUACACACAGAGAAAUCUUAAAAUUUAAUCUAUGUGCAUGUGUGUGUGUAUGUGUGUGUGUGUGUGUGUGUGUGUAUGCUGCACACGCGUGCGCCUGUGUGUUCUGUAUGUUAUGCCAUGCAUGUGGAUAUCAGAAGGCUGCUGAGUCAUCUUGCUGGCCCUAUUUAAAAUUUAUUUUGUGUGUAUGGUGUGUGCGUGCGUGACACAUAUGUUUUUGGAGACCAAAAGACAACAUCUGGGAGUCAGCUCUCUCUCUCUUUUUUUUUUUUUUUUUUUUUUUCCGGAGCUGGGGACCAAACCCAGGGCCUUGCACUCGCUAGGCAAGCGCUCUACCACUGAGCUAAAUCCCCAACCCCGGGAGUUAGCUCUCUUACACCAUGUGGAUACCUGGGUUUGAAUUUGGGUUGACAGGUUUUGAGGCACUGAGCCAUCUCUCCAGUCCACAUGCUACUGUCUUUUGUUUGUUUAGUCAGGUUUUUUGUUGUUUUGUUUUGCUUUUUUUUUUUUCCAAGACGGAAUUUCUCUGUGUAAAAGCUCUGGCCGUCCUGGAACUCACUCUGUAGACCAGGCUGGCUUCAACCUCACAGAGGUGCACCUGCCUCUGCCUCCCAAGUGCUGGGAUUAAAGGUAGUCGCUGCCGUUGUCGGUGGAGCAGCGGCCAUGUGGAGCCUCCGCGGCCUGCGCCUGGAGGCUGGGCAUUAUUUUAGGUUAUAUGAAAGAAAUGCUUCCUCAACUCCAAGGUUAACCAGAAACACCGACUUGAAGAUGAUCAGUGGAUUCUGGACCAAGCCACAGGAAAGUCCCAAAGCUCCAACCCAGUCUUACAGACACGGGGUGCCGCCGCACAAGCCCACAGACUUAGAGAAGAAGAUCCUGCUGUGGUCAGGCCGCUUCAAGAAGGAGGAAGAGAGCCCAGAGACGAUCCGGUUUGAGAUGCUUGGUGCUGCAAAGAACAAGUUCUGGGUGAAGGUCAGCUAUUUAAUGAGGGCCCCCGACAGUGGCAGUUUAUUCUAUAUGGUUAUUGAGGGCAAGAAGGCUGUGAAAAGACGAGUCUUUACAAGCUUGAACCUAGAAAGGAAAGCCUGUCUGAGAGAGGAGGCAGCUAUGAAGGCCAAAACAGACGAGAAGUAUUUGUGCCGGCUUUGGGAAAGCCAGGAGUAAGAUUGCAACAAGAAGCCUGCUUUAGAAAGGAUGUGAUCUAGGGGCUGGGGAUUUAGCUCAGUGGUAGAGCGCUUACCUAGGAAGCAUAAGGCCCUGGGUUCGGUUCCCAGCUCCGAAAAAAAAGAACUAAAAAAAAAAAAAAAAAGAAGAAAGGAUGUGAUCUGAGACCCACUUUGCAGACAUGUGCUUUCCACAGACGUAUUCCACUUCCCUAUUUCUGCUGUAGAGAAACAAGUACAUUUUCUUAAAGAAUGAAAAAAAAAAAGGGGGGGGGGGUUAGGGAUUUAGCUCAGUGGUAGAGCGCUUGCCUAGCAACCACAAGGCCCUAGGUUCGGUCCCCAGCUCCGAAAAAAAGAAAAAAAAAAAAAAAAAAGAAUGAAAAAAAAAAGGGGGAGGUUGUGCUGCCAAUAUGCCUGGCUACAUACAUAACUUUUCUUUUUGCUGAAUUGAUUCAUGAAACCACCUCCUGGAUCAAGAUAGAAAGAGCCUAAGGCUCCAGAGAUCCCCCAACACCCGUCAGCUGCUCAGCAGCCAUUGCUAGUUUUCUUCACCUCCCUUUGUGGUCUUUGUUGAAAAGGAUUCACACAGUAAGUCAUUUUGCACCUAGUGACUUUCGUUCAACAUUGACGUACAUCUAUGCUCUGUUGGUUUUCUCUUUCAGUUUAAAAGUUUAUAGCAGACUGGAGAGAUGGCUCAGCGUCUAAGAGCACUGACUGCUCUUCCUGAGGUCCUGAGUUCAAAUCCCAGCAACCACAUGGUGACUCACAACCAUCUAUGAUGAGGUCUGAUGACCUCUUCUGGUGUGUCUGAAGACAGCUACAGUGUACUCAUAUAUAAUAAAUAAAUAAAUUUUUUUUAAAAAAGUUUAUGGGGGUUGGGGAUUUAGCUCAGUGGUAGAGCGCUUGCCUAGGAGGCGCAAGGCCCUGGGUUCGGUCCCCAGCUCCGAAAAAAAGAACCAAAAAAAAAAAGUUUAUGGCAUGAAUGUCCUGCAGGUUAUUUGUACCGCAGACAGUGUUGUUAUUUCUUGUAGAGAGCAGCAGGGCGAAACAAAGAUGGCACCGACAUCCAGCCUUGUCUGGAUGUCGACAACUUACUGCGCAUGUGCAGGCUUGUCCCCUUGCUAGGGCGGCCAUACGAUAAUGAGAUAUAGGGCGCCCUCCAGUGGUGAACAACAGUACGGCACAUGUGCGGUUUUUGUGCCAGGUGUCAGUUGACCGUUAAUAUGCUAAUGAGGGGCGGUACCACGCUAAUGGGGUGAUUCAUUCUCCGCCAAUCCCUGGAGGACAAGUAGUGGGGUGAUAGUGGGGUGAUCCAUGCCCCACCAAUCCCUGAGAGAUAAUUAGCAUACUGUUGUGUAUAUAAGGCCAGUGACUUUGCUGCUCCGGGUCCCUGUUCAAGAGAGCUGUAACACUAAGAAGAGCUGUAACACUGAGAAGAGCUGUAACACUAAGAAGAGCUGUAACACAGUAAAGGCUUGUUCACAGAAGAAUCCUGUUGCUGCGUGCUGGCGGGACAUUGGGCGCGCAACAAUUUCUAACUUUUUUUUUAAUGUAUGCGAUGUUCUGCCUGCAUAUACGCCCGACUAACAGAAGAGGGCGCCAUAUCCCGUUGCAGACGGUUGUGAGCCACCAUGUGGUUGCUUGGGAAAUUGAACUCAGGACCUCUGGAAGAGCAGUCAGUGCUCUCAACCUCUGAGCCAUCUCUCCGGUCCUAUUUCUAACUUUUGAUUCAUGAAUAAAGCUGCUGUCAUGGCUCGGGCGUGGUCUGAGCGUGACCACUCUGAGGAUCCCCAUCCUGAAAGCUCAGUCUCAAGUGGUGAUGAGGCGGUGGAACCUAAGUGACUCUUUUUUUUUUUCUUUCUUUCUUUUUUCUUUUUUUCCGAGCUGGGGACCGAACCCAGGGCUUUGUGCUUGCUAGGCAAGCGCUCUACCACUGAGCUAAAUCCCCAACCCCCUGACUCUUAACUCUUAAAGUACCUACUUAGAGGUAAGUGGGUCAUGGGGCUCUCCCUUUGAAUGGGGCUAACACUGUUCUUGUGGAGUGAAUUAGUUCUUGACAGAAAGUAUUCGUUCAAAAGUGUCCUCAUCCUAUGUGCUUGGCGCUUAAGACAGUUCUUAUGAAUAUUGAAACAUAACCUAUGGAAGCCAUAUUUUUAAUGAUUUAUUUAUGUUAUGUAUAUAAUAUAACUGUCACUCUCUUCAGACACACCAGAAGAGGGCAUCGGAUCCCAUCACAGAUGGUUGUGAGCCACCAUGUGGUUGGUGGGAGUUGAACUCAGGACUUCUGGAAGAGUAGAUAGUGCUCUUAACCGCUGAGCCAUCUCUCCAGCCCAUGCACUUACUUCUAUUGGACAUAAAUUCAGUACUGGAGUUGCUGAGACCCCAAGUUCAUGGAUGUUUAUCUUUGGUAGGUAUUUCCAAUUAGUGGAGUCCACCAACGCGUUUGAGAGUGUCGGUUCUUCCAUGGCCUUGUCAACACUUGAUACUGUCAGUCUUUUAAGUUUAGCCAUUCCAGAGACAUAAAUAAAUUUGCCAAAAACGAUGACAUUUCUCAUUACUGUCAUCAAGGUCUGACUUACAAAUGAGGAGAGUGACAGGCUGGAAGGCACCUUUCCCCUAUCUCAUGAGACAUUUAAAGCAGGUGGGUGGUCGCAGGUCUGCAGAAUUUCUGAGUGAGCUCAGACCCAGGAAUCUGAAAUCUGAGAGCGGUAGGAGUUAAUCUUCUUCUUACCUGCUCUGGAACACGUGUAACCACAACACCCCACUGAGAAGACCAUGGGUGGACAGUCUUGUACUGUAGCACCUGGAGUACUUCCCUAUGCAAAUAGAGCAUCACCAGCGUCGCAAGCUCAGCCAAUAGGAAACAUCUACCCCCUAAAUCCCACCCCACUACUUAAGGUUCAUCUGUCCCUGUCCAUGUGGAAUAAAGCUCACAAGUUACUUCACUGAGGAUUGAGGUCACCUGAGAGUGCUGUCUUUACUGAGCUGUAACACUUGGGGAAGCAUUCUCUCUCCAGAAGCGUUCAUUGAUGGACCUUGGACCUGCCUGGGGGACAGGCUCAAACCGCUGCCACGCCUAUAGCUGUUGCUGUCAAUGCUGCGGUAGCUGAUGAGAGACUUGGGACCUUGGCUACCUGCCCAGCACAGGCUGUCCAAACCUCCUCGCUUCUCCUCUAAGAGCUGUAACACUUCCGCAUUCCCGCUGUACCGGAGCUCGGUGAAAGUCCUGACUCCCCUUCCCCCUCCACGGAGCCAGCAAACAGCACACCUGUAGCCAUAUGAACUUGAAACACCUCGGACUUGCGUCUAUCAAAAUGGCAGCUCUCCAUUUACUACUGCUCCCCCAACAGUUGAAACCAGAGUGUGAUGGUUAAUGUCAACUUGACAAGAUCUAGAAUAAACCUGUGGGUUUAGUAUGACCCUUUCACAGGGGUCACCUAAGACCAUGGGGAAACAGAUGUUUACAUUGUGAUUCAUAACAGUAGCAAUAUUACAGUUAUGAAGUAGCAACAAAAAUAAUUUUAUGGCUGGGGGUCAACCCAAUGUGAGAGAACUGUAUUAAAGUUCACAGCUUUAGGAAGGCGGAGAGUCACUGCUCUAGACACCUGUGAGGGUUUAUUCAGAUUAGGUUAAUGAGAUGAGACCACUCUAAUGGAGGGCCACACCAUUUAUUCUGGGCUUGAGGCUUAGACUAUGGAAAGAGGAAAAAGCUGGGGAUGGAAAGAUGGCUCAGUGGUUAAGAGUGUUUUCUGCUCUUGCAAAAGACUUGAAUUUGGGUCCCAGCACCUGGUUAUUCUCUCUCUCUCUCUCUCUCUCUCUCUCUCUCUCUCUCUCUCACACACACACACACACACACACACACACACACACACACAGAGAGAGACAAACACACAUUUAUUUUUAAAAAUAAAUGUUGUUUUUUUUUUCUAGAUAGUCCAGGCUGUCUAGGACUGUCUUGGAACUCAUUCUGUAGACCAGAUUGGCUUCAAACUCUUACAGAUCCACCUGUCUUCUGCCUCCUGAGUGCUGGUAUUAAAGACAUGCACUAUCAUGGCAUGGCUCAUAAAUUAAAAAAAAAAAAACAAAAACCUGUCGUAAGUUAACCGAACUUAAAUGCUCAUUGUUCUCUGCUCCUCCUGACUAGGGAUACAACGUGACCAGCUGCCUCAGUCUCCUACCACUGCACCUACUGUGAGCCAAGAUAAAUCCUUUCUCCCUUAAGUUGCUUUUUUCAGAGUGUUGGGGUCUGAAAGUCACCCCACAACUAUAUGAACAUCGAUGUCAGUCAGACAGGGAUGGUUCAUUGAACACAUAUCCUAGUACUGAUCAAAUCAGGGAUGAGGUUCAGAAUUAUUCGAGCAUGUGACAACAAACAUCUCUCAGACAGGCUUAUAAAUGACAAAACUGGGUUGAAGAGAUGACUCAGAGGUUGAGAGGACUGACUAUUCUUCUAGAGGUCCUGAGUUCAAUUCCCAGCAACCACAUGGUGGCUCACAGCCAUCUGUAAUGAGAUCAGAUGCCCUCUUCUGGUGUGUCUGAAGACAGCUACAGUGUACUUAUGUAUAAUAAAUAAAUAAAUCUUUAAAAGAAAGAAAGAAAGAACAAAAGGCGUUGAGGAUUUAGCUCUGUGGUAGAGCACUUGCCUAGCAAGCACAAAGCCCUGGAUUCCAUCCUCAGCUCCAGAAAAAAAAAAAAGAUAAAAGAAAAAAAAGAAGAGAAAAAAAAAAGGAGCCACAAUGAGCUCAUACACAGAUUCAGGAAGUGUUUCCUGGUGGUCAGCUCUGACUCGGGAUAUUUUAGAGGUUCAUAUUAGAACUUUUUUAGAGGUAUAUUUAAAGAUUCAUAUUGACCUUUAAGUUGAUGGGUCGUAUGUAUAAAGCUUUGUGGAAUUUCUUAAAAUUAAACCUCAUACAGAACAUAGCAGGGAUGUGGUCAGCUUGACCCUGCUCUGAGUCAUUAUUUUUGUGUGUCAAUGACUGGCAGGCAUAUUACAGCAGCAAUAUGAAAUAGCUGGCUGGCAUGGGACAAAAUGGCUGCAGCUAUGCUGGGGGAGGGGGUCAGACUACAACACAGGGUAUUUUAGCACAGCAACAGAGGUACCUAAUACACUAGGUAAAGAUUCUACCAACGAGCUUUUUAGUUUAAGAUAUGGUUUCCCUAUAUAGUCAGGCUGUCCUCAAACUUGCAAUCCUUUUGCCUCAGUCUCCUAACUCCUGGGAUUGUAGAUGUGUUAGCAUUCUUAGCAAGAAACUUGGUGGCAGGACCCAGGGACAGUUUUCCCCACUUUCAGACUCCCCAAAUUAAUCUGGAGGUUUUGAUCUGCCCCUGUUGUUGGGUUGGAGCAUGGGGGAGUGAGUAUGGGAGAGCCUCUUCUCAGAUUCACACUGGCAGUAACUGCUCUCUUUUGGGCCUUAAUUCCUCCAAUCCCAGCGUUUUGGCAAAGGGUCACUGUCAGGCCUCCUCCUUUUCAAUUCUUGAAUUCUUCCAACACAGGAGAGCAGGUCUCAGAGAAAAAGUAGUUCACUCAGGAUUAUAUAACAGAGGCGGGUGGUGAGCUCUAGAGUGGCGGCCCCAGAAAGAGGCAACACAGUAGCAGUCUGCAGUCAGGAGAUCUCAGAACAAGCACACUGAAUUACUGCUGUUGUAUGACAGUGUUCCUGGGGCGAUGCUAACACUGUCUAAUCACCUGGCACAGGGAACAGAAGGCAGACAGAAGCAAGCAACCACCGAGUUCAACCUAGUGGGCCAGUGAGUUUUACGAGGAUUGAGUGUAGUUGAGGGGUUACUUAUAGGAGCAGAAAUAUCUCAAACACAGCUGUGUCCCGAAAAGCCCACCCCAGCAUGGGUGACUGCUCGUGAAAGCUAGAAACCAGGAGCACACUGCACACUGUGCAGGCAGCUAGCUCAACAGCUUAAGAGUCACUUCCCUGGUCUUUGCCUCUUCUAGUUGCUGACACUUCUCUGAUAAAGUCUGUGUGUUCUUCACUGCCUCUGUAUGCUCAUGGAAGGGCAGAGCCUAGUGAACCCGGCCAGUCUCAGGUACUUUCUGAAGCUAUUGAGUCAUUUACAGAAUUCUAUACCUUCCCUUGCAGGGUUAUCAGGAGCUUCCCUUUGAGAAGGAAAGCUACUUAAUUUAGAUGCGAUCCUCUGGCCUCCCAUGCACACCAAGAGUCUUCCCUAUGGGUGGAUGCCUAAGGUAACAGGAACUGAAUCCUGAGCUGCUCUGGGUCACAUGGCUGAUUUAUUGUUUGGCUGAGACAGGGUCCCGUCUAGAGAUUGAUGGGGGAGGACCCUGCCCAUUACAGGCAAUGCUGUUCCCAGACAAGUGGUCCUGAGUCAGUAAGACAGCAAGCCUGUAAGCAGCACCCCUCCAUGGCCCCUUCAUCAGCUCCUCUCUCUAGGUCCCUGCUUUCCCUGCUUUUGAUGAUGACCUGUUAUAUAGACCCAUGAGCAAAAUAAACCCUUUCCUCCCGCAGUUGCUUUCGGCCAUGGUUUUUCAUCGUAGCAAUAGUAACCCUAAGACACACUCAUAAAUAACACACAAACAAAUCACAUUUAAAACAAAACAAGAACAAACACACCAGGACGUUGGGGUUGGGAAUGUAGCUCAACUGGUAGAGUGCUCAUCAAGAAGCACAAAGCCCUGAGCUCCACCCCCCCCCCAAGUAUACAGACGAGACAUGGUGUGCACAUUUUUGAUCUCAGUACUUGAGAGGUAAAGACAGAAGGACCAGAAGUUCAAGGUCACCCUCAGCCACAUAGCAAGUUGGAGAUACGUGACCCUGAGAUACGUGAUGGGACCCUGUCUCAGCCAAACAAUAAAUCAGCCAUGUGACCCAGAGCAGCUCAGGAUUCAGUUCCUGUUACGGUCAGAUCUCAUGGAGGCAUUUUCUCACCCGAGGGGUCUCUCUUCUCCGAUGACUUUAGCUUGUGUCGUUAGUACAGAAUGUUUGCCUACAUCUAAGCAAGCACACCACGUCACUACAGUGCCACCUGCAGAGGCCGGAAGAGCUCACCAGAUCCCCAUGAGAUACCUAACAUGGGUGCAGAGACCUGGACUCCGGUCCAUGCUACAGCAGCAAGUGCUCUUAAAUGCUGCAUCUCUGCCCACCCCACCCCCCCAUUCCUGUUUUUUUUUUUUUUUUUUUUUCUGGGUGUAACCCUGUACACAUUUAUUCACACUCAGUUUCAUUAUUCUAAGAAAGUAUCAAACCAGCUUGCAAAACAAUAACUGAGUAUGUGUGGUACAGAAAGAGCUGGAAUGAUUGUGGUGGUUAAAUAUCAUGGAUGAAUAGCUUGCUUUCAUUUGUCAGCAACCUUUGUAGUGGCAGGCUUCCGGUGGGCAGACAAGUUCCUCAGUUCCAUGACCAGAUGACCAAGGAGAAUUCUUACAUCUUGCAUUUGUCUGAGAAGGCGGUUUAUCCGGUAAGUAAGGUAGGGGUCUGAGAAGGAGAAUACUGGCUGCUCAUCAGAAGGAGUGGGUAAUAAAGGCAGAGGACCAGGAGCUUUUGCAGGAGGAGGGGUUUCUGGAGUAGCUGGUUUCUGAAGAGAUUGCUCCUCCAUAUUCGCGCUCGUCCAAAAAGCCCC